Mesocricetus auratus (golden hamster) is the source of this 3500-nucleotide messenger RNA. RefSeq names its product homeostatic iron regulator (gene Hfe). The transcript has 6 exons. Gene Ontology annotation, cellular component: external side of plasma membrane. Lineage: Eukaryota; Metazoa; Chordata; Mammalia; Rodentia; Cricetidae. Gene Ontology annotation, molecular function: transferrin receptor binding. The record is from RefSeq and is a predicted model, not a curated record. Bases 254 to 1321 code for a protein of 355 amino acids. Gene Ontology annotation, biological process: positive regulation of T cell mediated cytotoxicity; antigen processing and presentation of endogenous peptide antigen via MHC class Ib; antigen processing and presentation of endogenous peptide antigen via MHC class I via ER pathway, TAP-independent.
GCUGUAAUUCACUAUGUAGUUCAGACUGGACUUGAAUUUACUGCAAUCUCUGCCUCGGCCUUGUGACCGCUGGGGUCACUUGAACCACUGAGACUUGGGACUUGUUUCUUUCCACCAAUGUCCCGGAAAGGGAUUUCGCUUGCCAGGAAGUUUUGUCUGAGAGGUUCGGAGCCUAAGCAAUGGCUCCAGGGUGACUUCUUGGAUCCUCCACGUUUCCAGAACUUAGUGAAGACAGGCGGACCAGACUGGGGACAUGGACCUAUCAGCUGGGCUCCCUGUGCUACUAUUGCUGUUGCUGUGGUCCUUGGCUCUGCAGGCGCGGUCGCAGCGGUCACACUCUCUGUACUACCUCUUCAUGGGUGCCUCAGAGACAGAACUUGGACUGCCUUUGUUUGAGGCUAUGGGCUAUGUGGAUGACCAACUCUUCGUGUCCUACAAUCAUGAGAGUCGACGUGCUGAGCCCCGGGCCCCAUGGAUCUUGGAUCAGACCUCAAGCCAGCUGUGGCUACAGCUGAGUCAGAGCCUGAAAGGGUGGGACCACAUGUUCAUUGUGGACUUCUGGAAUAUCAUGGACAACUAUAACCACAGUAAGGUCACUAAGCUGGGAGUGAUGUCGGAGUCCCACAUCCUUCAGGUGAUCCUGGGCUGUGAGGAGCAUGAAGACAACAGUACCAGUGCCAUCUGGAAGUAUGGGUAUGAUGGACAAGACCACCUUGAAUUCUGCCCCAAGACACUGGACUGGAGAGCAGCAGAGCCAGGGGCUUGGGCCACUAAGGUGGAGUGGGAAGAGCACAAGGUUCGGGCCAGGCAGAACAAGGACUACCUGGAGAGGGACUGUCCUGAGCAGCUGAAGCAGUUCCUGGAGCUGGGGAGAGGACUUCUGAGGCAGCAAGUGCCUCCUUUGGUGAAGGUGACUCAUCAUUGGGCCCCUGCAGGGACCUCUCUAAGGUGCCAGGCUCUGAACUUCUUCCCUCAGAACAUCACUAUGAAGUGGCUGAAGGACAACCAGCCACUGGAUGCCAAGGAUGUCAACCCUGAGGAUGUGCUGCCUAAUGGGGAUGGGACCUAUCAGGCCCAGAUGACCUUGGCUGUAGCCCCUGGUGAUGAGACAAGGUUCACCUGUCGAGUGGAGCACCCAGGCUUGGAUCAUCCCCUCACUGCCACCUGGGAGCCCUUGCCAUCUCGGGCAAUGAUUAUUGGAGCCAUCAGUGGGAUCACCGUUUGUGUCUUCUUCUUUGUUGGCAUUUUGUUCCUAAUCUUAAGGAAAAGGAAGGCUUCAGAAGAAACCAUGGGUGACUAUGUCUUAGCAGAGUGUGAAUGACUUGCAGCCUGCAGACCUAUGGAAGGGAGGAGACCCAGCCAAAGACUUGGAGGAACCAACCUUGCUCCAUUCUAGGACAGAGUUGGACCUAAUACACAGAAAGUGCCUGAGGUACUCUGCUCUUAGCUUUCCCUGUUCACUUUCGUAAGAUGUUUCCCCCAGUCAAGUCUUUGAGUUCCUGAACAACAGUGACUGUUCCAGAUGCAACCUUUCCCUCCAGAACUGGUCUCAUGAAUCUCCGCCUGCAUCCUGAAACAUCCAUCAUUUCCUCCAUCCAUCUAGACUUCAUAUGUCUACUUCUUAAAAAGACUCUCUAAAUUUGGAGGAUACCCGAUUCAUUUUCAUAUCUGAAAAAGUUAUGAAUAUUCUUCCUGGAAUGCACACAUAUACUUGUUCCAGAAUUUUGCACACACAUCCUAAAAUCUAGGAACCACUCAACCAUCUUUUGAGCCUCUCCAUCUGUUACCUGGUGAUUCUUAUGUCACCAAACUCUGACUUUUAUGACAUUGGAGUGUUAUAUGGUCAUCAAUACAACUGAGGAGACACCCUCUAAGAAAAUACAGAUGUCUGUGUAUACAAUGAUGGCUAUGUGUUCAUGUUUACAAAGGUGUUGGACAGAUUAAUUUCAUGUGCGUUGUUGACAUGAUGCCUGUGAAGUACCCUCUCUCCUUGCUGGAUAAUAGAAAUCAUAAAUGAUUAUAAUAAUAAAGUGUAGCUUGCACUCGUAAAGAAGUGUUCAAUAUUAUACUCUGCUCUGAUCACCUGCUAAACAUUGACCCUGACUUGAAAGUCAUAAUGUUUUCAUGAGGUGGAAAUUAAUAUCUGCACCAACAUCCUUUUUCUUUAGUUGAGGGAGCUGAAGACGCACACUUCUCCAGAGAUACAGACAGACAGACAGACAGACAGACAGCCGUUAGAGUGUCAUUGUGACUCUUUGGUGCACCCUGUGCACUGGAUUAGUUACAUGAAGUGAGGGGAGAAAGGAGAUGACUCUUUUCUUGUCUCCUGGGGUUUCCUUUCAGUGAGUUUGACUCAUGACAUGAGAAAUAGCUGUCAACAUUCUCCAGCCCCCAGCUACCCUGAGUCCGUUAAAUCUCCUGUUUCUUUUGGCAUCUUUUAGUUCAGUUUAGUUUUUUAGCUUAUCUGACUAAUGUCCUUGAAGCUGAUGCCUCUGGAGUCAGAACCUUCAAGUGACUGUCCUGGCAGCCAAUAGUCUGUUAGCCUUUCUCAUCUCAUGGAAGUAAAAUGGAAGCUGGCAGGUAGAGUUGCUGAGGUCCUGUGCUCAUUCAUAGUUGUACACAGUAAAGCAAAAAAUGUGAUUUAACUAGACAAUUUAGAAAUUACUAGGUUGCAGAAAAGAGGUUCGUCUGUUCAUGUUUGUGUAAGUACAUCUUCAUGUGUGUUUUCAUAUAUGUGUACAUGUGUAUGUACAUGUGUGCGUGGGCACAUGUCUCAAUCCAGAUGGCAUGUAUUCACUUUCCCCCAAUGCACACAUUUGCCUGCAUGACUGUGCUAUAAAUUCUAUCUUAAAGACCAAGUGCCUCAGACCAACAUUUGAGCUGGGACCUCAACUUUCUUUUUUUUUUUUCUUUUUUGAUCUUUGUCUUGUUUUCUGUUUAUGAAAGUUAGGUACAAGGAAAAAAAGCAGCAAAAUAUGAAUUCACUGUUGAAAAUAGAUGGACUUAGAGUUAUCAUUUCCUGAGUGAGUAACACACUCUAAUAGCAGCUGGUAUAUUGCCUAGAUAUAACUCCCAUCAAAAUGUAUGCAACACAUGAUUUGGCAAAUAUGCCACUGUAUUUUGUACCACACAGCUUUAUUGAUAUUCUUGCCCAUCUUAUGGAUGUAGUUAAGGAUAUUUUUAUUUUGGCUUGAUUUAAUUUUUAAAAACUAUUCCCACUGUAACUGGGAGUAUAGGUUUGUAUUUUUUUCCUUUGUGUUUUAUAGAAUGCUUUCAUUGCACUGUGAUAGCUAAAUUGAUAAUUUUCCUUUGCUGUAAGAACAUUAUCAUCUGAGUUGUAAGUAGUGUUUAUCUACAAGCUGAGCUGAAAGCACACUGUAGUUUAUUCUCUCUAAAUAUCAGUCUGUACAUAGCAGAAUGCCAUGGGGUUUCCUCUGCCUCAUAGGGAAAUGUUAGAGUUAACUAAAAAAUGGUGUAAAAAUUAGACUGCAUGAAUGAUA